AUUCGAAACAAUGACAUACUUCACAAGCUGGGACGAAUUUGCAAAAGCUGCUGAAAGGCUUCAUAGUGCCAAUCCGGAGAAAUGCAGAUUCGUCACCAAGUACAACCACACAAAGGGACAGCUCGUGCUGAAGCUCACCGAUGACGUGGUCUGCCUUCAAUACAGUACGAAUCAAUUGCAGGAUGUAAAAAAGUUGGAGAAGUUGUCAUCGACCCUGCUUCGCGGUAUUGUCACUCAAUAAACACGCUUUGUUUUAUGUUUAUGGUUUAAUUAAGUAUUUAAAUAAAAAAAGUUUAUAUUUAUU
Messenger RNA from Caenorhabditis elegans, 304 nucleotides. RefSeq names its product Signal recognition particle 9 kDa protein (gene ZK512.4). The coding region runs from base 11 to 241 and encodes 76 amino acids. Gene Ontology annotation, biological process: negative regulation of translational elongation; SRP-dependent cotranslational protein targeting to membrane. The transcript has 2 exons. The record is from RefSeq and is marked reviewed. Gene Ontology annotation, molecular function: 7S RNA binding. NCBI's taxonomy places the organism in Eukaryota, Metazoa, Nematoda, Chromadorea, Rhabditida, Rhabditidae. Gene Ontology annotation, cellular component: cytoplasm; signal recognition particle; cytosol.